UUGUACUUGGUAUGUUGUACGAGAAAGGUGUACCGUAGCGAAAGUUUCGUUGUAAGUGCGAUUUUUUAUCUGAAUGAUUGUUCGGAAUUACAGAGAUAUUUAAUAGAAGUGACCGGUACCGAAUUGAAGAUUGAAUUAAAGCUUGUGACUAGCUAAUGUCAUGAAAUUUUAGAUGGAUUCAAAUCAUAGUAGUGUCGCAAACGCUGACAGCAGCAAUGUUAACAACCAUAAGAACGACUCCAAGACCAUUGAUCCAGGAGGAGGUUUUCAGAAAGAAGACACCAACCAAGCGACAACGAUUGGUGUAGUUACAUCGGACAGUCAUGUUGUAAUAACAAGCACACUCCCUAAAGUAGCAGCAACGGUGAGCGCCUCUGCGAAUGUCAAGCCUUUAUCUCACAAACUCAACGAUAUAAAUCUGCAACAAAUCCCAACUGAAGAGUUGCUCGGAUCUGUUACUACAUUUUAUCCCAGCGGGGAUGCAGAAUGUGGCCAUGCGUUGCGAACCAGUGCCAGAGUUAUACAUAAAAUGCGAAUGGAUUCUAUCCGCGGUAGUACUCCUCCACCUCAAGAUCGCAAAGAUGGCACAGGCAGUGCCGGUGGUGGUAAAGCUGGUUCUGCCGGGGGAGCCGGGGGUCAGUCCAAGACGCCGAAUCAACAGAAACAAGCCCGAAUGGUUUGGAGUAACCAGGACAAGAAUCUCUUUUUUGAGGCUCUCAACGAAUGCGGAAAGGAUUUCGAAGGAAUUAUGAACUAUCUAAACACGAAGAAACGAAGGAAAGAUCUAAACAGUGAACAAGCUUUUAAGGUGAAAGAUGUCCGUCAUUUGUAUUACCAGUUCAAUCAGAAGGUUUCCAAGUAUUUACACUUCUCCGAUGAAGUUAAGAAGGAAGCCCAGGAAUUGUAUGGGCUGAUCAACUACGGAGAAAUGAGGAAGAAGGUUCCCUUUCAAAACAAAAAAUAUUUUCACAAACUGAAGGACUUGGUGUACAAGGGUUGGACAACAAUCCGUGAAAAAGGUAAAAACAUUCGCAUCAAAACUCCGUCAUGCCGAGCUUUGCGAAAGCUUAAUCAAUUGGAGGAGUGGCAAGAGGAAAUCAAGUUGCCGCCUAGGGUGGAUGUAAUUCUGAAGCCUGCCACAGUUGGUGCCUGGGGACGGGUUCAGUCACUGGCUCAAAAUCCCCGUGUUAGAAUAUCUGUCACUCUGCAGAAACGCUUGUCAACCUUGUUGCAACUACUACAACAUAAAUGGCGACACCAAGUCAUUCGUGUAACAGAGAGAAUCUCAGGUUUAAAAGCCAAUUGUGCGAAUAUAACCUCGAAAGUUUCACGUCAGAAAACACAGCAUGAGUUAGAACUAUGCACUAAGAUGACUGAAGAAACAGGGCACGGUGAAAGUCAAAAAAUAUUGUGCUUCACUCCUUCGAAAGAAGCUGUGAUUCAUCGACCAAUGAUCAAUCUGACAGAAUUUCUAAGCAGCUAUAGUAUUUGUUUGAAUUCGUACGAACAAAGAAUUGGAGCCAAAGUUCGCGGUGAGGUGCUUUGCUCGGAAAAGCUGCACAGUUUCAAAGAGCGAAUGGGUGCAAACUCGAAACGUCAACGACACGAUAGUGGUUCCGAGAAACACAGUCCGGAUGGCAAAAAAGUUAAACAUGAACCGCCGAAAGAGAUUAAAGAAGAGAAAGUAAAUGAUAACCAAGCAGUGGCAAGUUUUGUAGAGGUUUUUAAAUCUCCCAAUGCGUCUAACGAAUCCAUCGACUUGAAUCUAGAAACUAGUGACGGCGAAGGUCUACCGUUGACUAAACCGUGCGUCGUUUUGAUGAAUGCAACUCUAGUGAAUACAUCCUCAGAUGAUCCCGAUUUGAAAAGUCCUGAGUCGAAUGAUUCGAUAAAAUUUCCUGGUUUAAGUAAAUUGAAGUAUGAAUCAGAUGCGGUUGGAUCAUCUACUGGUGGUGAAAACUCGAAUGAUGGGACUAUAUCAGAAAAUGAACAACUGAAAACUUCUAAGACAGAUGAGGUAGUUGAACCCCCUGUAAAUGAAGACAUUAUUAAAACGACUGUCAAGCGGAAGGAGUCAAAGGAAAGAUGUAAACGAAAAGAUUCAAAAGCUGGUGUGAGUGGUUUGAGCAGUUUACAAUUUAGGCCACUCAUCUCCGAAGAAACAAUUCAGAAAAUCAGAGAAGGGUGGACAGCGCAGAGUGUUGGAGACUUGACAGUCGGGGAUUUGUAUAUCAUGUUUGGCGAAGAGAAUAAGCUAUUUCUGGAAUACUGUUGGGUAACUCCGAAGGAAAACAGAGCUCUUGGGUCGGAAGGAUCUCUUCCGGUAGACGAUACUGUCCAAGAAGAAUCAUGCAACAAAGUAAAUGGAAACGUAAAAGAUAAUACGGUGAAAUCCGUAAGUUUCGAGGAUAUUAGUUUAAGCCAACGACUGAAGCAACUGCUACAAAUUGCCAACUUAAACGAAAAGACUGGCAAACGAAGAUGUCCUUGUGGACAUGUUUGUGACAGGAGAUUAAAGAUCGCUGAUCCUUUACCCAGUGCUUCCAGUUUGAACGAUAAUUUUUUGUUCAAACAUCCAAUGGUUCCAAUGCGCAGCAACCAUGUUGCCUCUUUGGCCAACUGUAACAUGCUGCCGCCUCAGCAUAUGCGUUACAAGCAAUCCCGUUGGUGGCGGAUGCGAGUAAAUCGCCAACAGGUUCUGGCACAGCGGGUAAUGUUAGCACCAAACGGGUUACACAGUUCGGCAACGGGUAGAAACAAUAAUAACAACUACGCAGGCAUAGCUAAACCGGUACCUGAGCCGACCACAUCAUUUGUUUCUUCCACUCAAAAUCACCAAGUGGCCAGCAGUAGCAGCAGUAGCAGUAAUGAGAGUAAACUUGCUACUGCCAGCAGUAUUCAAAGUCGUCCGGAAAGUGAUGACGAUCAGUUGACGAAACUCCUGGAAGAUAAGAUUAGCAGUUUCAGCAGUUCUAUCCUAACACCCACCUCCACCGUUUCCGAGAACAAAUUUGUGCUUGACACUACCGACGACAGCCUUAGUCUUUUCGAUGUUUCGCUUCCGUCUACCUCUUCAACAUUGAUUGCAGAAUUGAUGAGUGGAUCUGAAGCAUCUGGCAAUGAACAUUUUGAUAGUGGCGAAGGUACUAGCAGUACAUCUCUUUCUGCUACACGCAUUCUCAGGGAAUCACCAAUAGAUGGACGACUUAUCGAAACGGAUAUUAAUGACAUCUCACUAAGUAGCUUCCUUGGACAUUUGGAUGCUGUCUAUGAGAGUGAGGCGGUUACUAGGAAAAGGGAUUCCGAUAUGAACAUCAGUAUUAUUAGUGAAUCCAGUGUGGACUACAUUGCACGUUUCGAGGAUAUUGCAGCACAACUCCGCGCCCAGCAAGAACAGGAUUCAAUUUAGACUGAAUCUUAUGGAUGACGAUAACAGGGAUUUUUCAAUGAAUCCAUCACACAAUACGAAAGCUUUACACGAUAAACAAAGUUAUAUUCAUUAGAAUCACGUGAUCGAAACACCCGUUUGUCUGAAAUUAUGACGUAAUUUAUAACAUUGCUAAACAUUAACAUAAAUGUUGACUCAACGUUUCGAUCUACGUACUGUAGCGUUUUAGCUGACACAAAUUUGAGACAUAUAUUAUUUUAACAUUAAAAGUUAUUCAAUAUCAAUAUACGCUACUUUGUUAUUAUGUUGCCUUAUGCAUAACUUGAUUCUUAGUGUUGAUUGACUUUUUAAUAUUAUUUAUUCUUGUUGCUUUUCUCUGAAAAUUAAUUUUGCGAUCUUUUAAAUCAACCAAAUCUUAU
Messenger RNA from Malaya genurostris, 3807 nucleotides. RefSeq names its product protein cramped (gene crm). Gene Ontology annotation, cellular component: nucleus. Gene Ontology annotation, biological process: pattern specification process. The transcript has 6 exons. Gene Ontology annotation, molecular function: chromatin binding. The coding region runs from base 173 to 3409 and encodes 1078 amino acids. The record is from RefSeq and is a predicted model, not a curated record. Lineage: Eukaryota; Metazoa; Arthropoda; Insecta; Diptera; Culicidae.